AUGUUUAGUCUUGUUUGCUUCCAUUCAUUUUUCCGGGAACUUCCUUAUGCAACCAAAUGGACGGUUCUAUUGAUUAUUACGGCAGUGUUGGCGUCGUUGGCGCCCGGUGUGGCCUUUAUGUUUGCAGUAUCUCAAUCAUCAAAGCCUUGUCAACAUCAUGAAUCUGUGAGGAUUCCUUUCGAUUCUCCGACGGAGAUGGUUUGCUUGCCGGAAUAUGCGGUGGUUAGCACUUCCCACUUUGAUUUCUUCUUGCCAACUUUGUUUGCUGCUUUGGUUGUUUCUGUUUCUACUUGCUUGCUUCGUUCUGUACUCUCUACAUGA
Messenger RNA from Trifolium pratense (red clover), 321 nucleotides. RefSeq lists its product as uncharacterized. Bases 1 to 321 code for a protein of 106 amino acids. NCBI's taxonomy places the organism in Eukaryota, Viridiplantae, Streptophyta, Magnoliopsida, Fabales, Fabaceae. The transcript has a single exon. The record is from RefSeq and is a predicted model, not a curated record.